AAUUAUUUUGACAGGGAGGCCAAUAGUGCUAGCUCUAUCCCCCAACAAUUUGACAGUAAUCAGAGCAGUGACUGUGUUCGCGAGGGCAUUUUCAACGGCGAGACAUUCGUCGUGCAUCCUAGUCUCAAUGAAGUUAGCACCUCCCUCUCUGUCCCCUUGGCUCCUCCGAAGGACAACCCUCUUGACAUUCAUAUCAGGGCAUUUGUGGGAGCUGUGCCAACCACAGAACAACUGCAUGUGUUUGAGUUGACGCGGCAGUUGCCACGUUUUAGCAUGUACAUGCUUAGUGGACCGGCCACCGCUAAAACCAACUCAGCUCUACUUCAAACUAGUUUUGUCUCGUUUCGUCUCAGCGAACGCGUUCAGAGGAUAGACAUGUGGGUGAACCAAAACUUUCUGUUACCCCACGAAUACAACAUGGCGUCACCACGAGGGGGUAACGGGGUGGGUGAUGGAGGGGGAGAGUGGAGUAUCUGUGUGACGUCACUGCGCGACGGUGCACCCCUCCUCAUCAAGUACGACGCCGGAAAACUGACUGUGGCAACGGAAAACUUAAGUUUGGCAGCCGAUGUUGUACAGUCGCUAGCUGGUUACUUGAAUAUCACUCAGUUGCAG
Messenger RNA from Nilaparvata lugens (brown planthopper), 615 nucleotides. Its product is annotated as Bardet-Biedl syndrome 2 protein homolog. Gene Ontology annotation, biological process: non-motile cilium assembly. The record is from RefSeq and is a predicted model, not a curated record. Gene Ontology annotation, cellular component: BBSome; ciliary basal body; membrane. Lineage: Eukaryota; Metazoa; Arthropoda; Insecta; Hemiptera; Delphacidae.